Messenger RNA from Suillus subaureus, 650 nucleotides. RefSeq lists its product as uncharacterized. The record is from RefSeq and is a predicted model, not a curated record. NCBI's taxonomy places the organism in Eukaryota, Fungi, Basidiomycota, Agaricomycetes, Boletales, Suillaceae. The coding region runs from base 186 to 650 and encodes 154 amino acids. The transcript has 4 exons.
UCCAAAUGGACAAAAACUUGAUUUAAAUCUUUUCUGAGUUUAUUCGAGCCAACAAUAUAUAAGUACUUAAAGUCAUCUGUUCGUGAAUCAUUAAUUGUUUCUUACAGUUGCCGUUGCCCUUCAGCGUGACGUCAUUACAAGAGGUCCUCACAGCAAGAUUCGGUAGGCCAACAACUUGACUUACAAUGACCGAAGGCGUGAUUGACCAGGGGACAAACUGUACAAAAUUGAGCUCGCGUUCGACAGAUAUAGCUGCAACGUACAUGGAAUGGUACAAGCGCCAUACCCUGUAUUUCAAGCUGAAACAUAACAUUAAGAGCAUAUACCUGUCCAUCUGGCGCAAUAAUUCACGGCGACGAGCCUUGUUAUCACUGCUCACAAGAGUUGUGCAGACAUCGCAACGAGAGGUGACCGUGCCUAUACAAGAAUGGGACAGACAUCCCCUUGACGUUGUCGCAAUCCUCCACGAAGGCCAUAUCACCAGAUUCGUGUGUGACAGAUUUGUGGAGAAAGAUGGAACGCGUGGCUGGUAUCAGUCAUUAGGAGCUCAGGAUGAUUUUGCGUCUACUGAGGGACACAAUAAUGCAUGUCUUACACAUCAGAUGGGUACGAGCAUCGGCGGGACAAUGGCACCUUCGAGGAGCAGUUGA